Messenger RNA from Saccoglossus kowalevskii, 1815 nucleotides. Its product is annotated as cytochrome P450 2C20-like. Gene Ontology annotation, cellular component: cytoplasm; intracellular membrane-bounded organelle. Gene Ontology annotation, biological process: xenobiotic metabolic process. Lineage: Eukaryota; Metazoa; Hemichordata; Enteropneusta; Harrimaniidae. The record is from RefSeq and is a predicted model, not a curated record. Gene Ontology annotation, molecular function: heme binding; oxidoreductase activity, acting on paired donors, with incorporation or reduction of molecular oxygen, reduced flavin or flavoprotein as one donor, and incorporation of one atom of oxygen; iron ion binding.
AUGGUAUACGUAGUUGGCGAACUUUCUAAAGAAAGUGGUAAAAGCAAUGAAGAUGGUUAUAGUGUGACCAGGAAACCUGAUAAAGAUAACCCCGAUGUUGUUUUGGAAAAACGACCCAGUAUUAUCACGAGCGUUUCUAGUGGUCGUCUUGCUAGGGCAUUUAAGCAGUACAUCUGUCAGUCAGUUGUUCUCCGGCUUCCACAAACUGCUGUUACUAUGAAUGCAGUUCUAACAACCAUCGUUUUAAGCACCAUCAUUUUCAUAUUCCUCUCCUGGUUUAUACGACAUUAUGGACCGGGGUCAAAUUAUCGAUGUGGCAAAAUACUACCACCUCGUCCACCUGUCCUGCCCAUCAUCGGAAACCUACACAUGAUAUGGAGUCGAAACGGUUGGCAGGAUUUGAAGAACAUUGCCAACAGAUACGGCAACGUGUAUAGACUACAGCUAGGCACAAAAGAAGUGGUUGUGUUGAAUGGUUAUGAUGCAAUUAAGCAAGCUCUGCUGAGACAGAACGAGAGUUUCAAUGAAAGACCCGUCAACAUUCAGGCAGAGUUUCUGGGCAACCAGGGGAGAGGAGUAGGCCACGCUGGAGGUAUACACUGGCGGGAACAUAGAAAGUUUACUAACGUCUUAAUCCAUGAGUUUGGUUGGGGAAAACCAGAGGACUUUCACAAGUUAAUUCAAACAGAGGUAAAAUGUGUGAUGAAGGAAUUGAUUGAUACGAAAAAGGGUGAAUCCUGUGAUCCAAGCAUUCUCUACCAUCAUGCUGUCUACAACAUCCAGUGUCAAUUUAUUUUUGGUAAAAGAUUCGACUAUAAUGACAAAAAGGCUAUACAAUUUUUUGACGCAUUAAGAGGAUUUGCCUUGGAUACCAACCCAGCUGUCGUGAUGACCAUUUUCCCCUUAUUAGCAAAAAUCCCACUUGGAAGCACUAAACGAUUACUAAGCCAUGUAUUCGUAGCACGCACUUUUAUCAGAGGUCAAAUUGAGAACAAACUCGCGCUGCGGAAGAAACUUGGAAACACUUACAAACCAGCCAGGAAAAACUAUAUCGACUGCUACUUGGAUGAGAUUGAAGCGAGACGUGAUCAGCCCGAGUUGGAGUUCAGCAAUGACUCUUUAAUAUUAUCCAUACUCGACAUCUUUUUCGGCAACCAGGCACUAGGCGAUGUGCUCGCAUGGACAACAUUAAUGAUGGUGUCUCACCCAGAAGUGCAGAAGAAGGUACAAACAGAACUUGAUCGUGUAAUUGGUCCUGAUAGACAUUUAGAUGUAAAUGACAAAUAUAACCUCCAUUACCUAAAUGCAGUUCUAUUUGAGUCUAUUCGCAUUCGCCCCAUCUCACCAUUCGGUAUCCCUCGUAUAACCAAUGAAGACACAUCAAUCUGCGGUUUCUUUAUUCCAAAGAAAACUUAUGUAGUGCCAAACUUGUGGUCCGUGCAAGGUGACGGAAAAUACUGGCCCAAUCCAAUGAAGUUCGACCCUGAGAGAAAUCUGGAUAAUAAUGGAGUUUUCACUCCACAAAGCCGUGUUCACUUGUUAUUUGGAAUAGGUCCACGUACCUGUUUUGGUCAAAAGUUAGCCAAUAUGGAAAUGCUUAUUUUCUUUGAAAACUUACUGCAGCGUUACAAUAUCCAUCUCAUCAAGGACGCUGACAUCAAGCAUGCCAUUGGUGGACAUCUCAAACUACAGAGCAUUGUGAAAAUUUGUAAUUUUGCUAAUAACACUGUCAGUAAUAUGGUAGUUGGCGAACAUUCUGAUGAAAGUGGUAAAAUCAAUGAAGAUGGUUAUAGUGUGACCAGUAAACCUGAAUAA